UAUUUACAUAUUUGCCACCGUUGCAAAUGGCACUCCUUCAUUUGCCACUUUUACGGGAGCUUCUACAUUUUUACCAUCACGAACGAAAUGAAGCAACAGAUUUGCCACUUUUACUGACGUGGCACGCCACGUCCCCGCGACAGCGUGUAAAAGGGAUGCCAAAAGACGUGUGUGCCCUCACCUUUCUCCUCCGUUAACCUCCCCCGACGCCAUCCAUCUCCCCGUCCCCAUCUCCACUUCUUGCCGUCCGCAAGCCCCGCUUCCAGCCGCGGCCGGCCUCCAUUUCCGCACCCGCCUCCGUCUCCACCUCCACCUCCCUCGCCGCCGCGAACACGAGGCCCCGCCCCGGCGCCACCGUCCGCGCUUCCACCGCCUCGCCCUUCACCGAGGCCACUUCCUCCUCGCGCUACCGCCACGAUGCCUGAUCCUACGCCGCCGACGGCUCCUCCAGCCCCGCGUCACUGUCGUCGUCGCCCUCCGAUGCCGCCGCCGCGGCCGCCACCGCCGCGGCGGGCUGCCAGGAUGAUGAGAUCGCGCUGCAGCUGCCGGAGCGUCGGAGGCUCCUGGACGCGCAAAGAGCUUCCAGGGGGAGGAGCGCCGAGGGGGAGGGCGGCGGCAGCAGGCCUCGGAGGGUGGCGCUGGUCGGGAUGGGACCCGGGGACCCCGAGCUGCUCACGCUCAAGGCCGUCCGUGGCAUCGAGGCCGCGGACCUGGUGCUCUACGACUGGCUGGUGUCCAACGACAUGCUGGACUUGGUCGGGGAGGGCGCAAGGCUUCUAUACGUCGGCAAGAUGGCGGGAUACCACAGCCGCACACAGCAAGCAUCAAGAGAUUCAAGAACCAUGAAACCGACCAAAGAUCGCAUUUUCCCCAAGCAAGCAAAGGAGAAGGGUGAAGGACGUACCACGGGAUUCUUAUCGUUGAGGAGUUCUCCAGCAGCUUCCUCUGGACGCCGGCGAGGUCGCCCGCGCGCGCGAGGCCGUGGAUGGUCUCGGCCUUGGCCAGCCGCGGCCUCGGGCCCCCCGUUCUGGCUCCCCGGCAUCUCCUCCCUCCCCCUCUUUCUUUCGGAGCUCCACUUGUGUGCGCGCCCGCGUGAGCGUUCUCCGUGUGUGUGAGGAGGAGCUGUCAGGGAGGAGGAAGAAGAAGGGAGGCGACGGCGAGGCUGUGAAAGAGGACGUGCCGACGGGGAGAUGGAUGGUGUCGGGUCUGACAGCGGGAGGUUAACGGAGGAGAAAGGCGAGGGUACACGGGUCUUUUGGCACCCCUUUUACACGCUGUCGCGGGGACGUGGUGUGCCACGUUAGCAAAAGUGGCAAAUAUGUUGCUUCGUUUCGUUCGUGAUGGUAAAAACGUAGAAGCUCCCGUAAAAGUGGCAAAUGAAGGAGUGCCAUUUGCAACAGUGGCAAAUAUGUAAAUAUCCCCAAUUUGGGAGUUGCAAAAUU
Setaria italica (foxtail millet) is the source of this 1442-nucleotide messenger RNA. RefSeq names its product uroporphyrinogen-III C-methyltransferase-like. Lineage: Eukaryota; Viridiplantae; Streptophyta; Magnoliopsida; Poales; Poaceae. The record is from RefSeq and is a predicted model, not a curated record. Gene Ontology annotation, biological process: siroheme biosynthetic process. The coding region runs from base 648 to 1115 and encodes 155 amino acids. Gene Ontology annotation, molecular function: uroporphyrin-III C-methyltransferase activity. The transcript has 2 exons.